GAUUGUAUAUAUGAUGAUGAACCCCUUGGAUUCGAGCAAUCUUUAGAUCCCAUGUUAAAAAUGCAGGCUCAGGAUCCUUUGGAGGAGGUUGAUUUAGGAGAUGGGACCAAGAAAAGGCCGACGUAUGUAAGUUCGUUGAUCGAUUCGGGUUUUAAGAAUCGGAUUGUUAGUUUGUUGCAGGAAUACAAAGAUUGCUUCGCAUGGGAUUAUGACGAAAUGCCGGGUUUAAGCCGGGAGUUAGUGGAGUUGAAGUUACCAAUUCGGCCUGGUAGGAAACCAGUGAAGCAAGCCCCAAGGAGAUUCGCCCCGGAGGUGUUCUCAAAGAUAAAAGAGGAAGUGGAGCGCUUACUUGGAGCAAAGUUCAUACGAACAGCCAGAGGAUGAUGUGUCGAAGACUGCAUUUCGGUGUCCAGGGGCACUAGGAACAUAUGAAUGGGUGGUGAUGCCGUUCGGUCUUAAAAAUGCCGGUGCAACUUAUCAGAGGGUAAUGAACACUAUCUUUCAUGAAUAUAUUGAGAAAUUUAUGCAAGUGUAUAUCGAUGAUAUUGUAGUAAAGUCGAAAUCUCAGGAUGUUCAUAUCGAACAUCUUAAGUUGUCAUUUGAAAAAAUGAGAAAGUACGGCUUGAAAAUGAACCCACUCAAGUGUGCCUUUGGUGUAAUUGCAGGGCAAUUUCUGGGAUUCAUUGUUCAUAAGAAGGG
Molecule: messenger RNA, 699 nt
Organism: Lotus japonicus
Lineage: Eukaryota; Viridiplantae; Streptophyta; Magnoliopsida; Fabales; Fabaceae
Exons: 2
Coding region: 52-384 (110 amino acids)
Source: RefSeq, a predicted model, not a curated record